Messenger RNA from Giardia duodenalis, 1122 nucleotides. RefSeq lists its product as uncharacterized. Bases 1 to 1122 code for a protein of 373 amino acids. Lineage: Eukaryota; Fornicata; Diplomonadida; Hexamitidae. The record is from RefSeq and is a predicted model, not a curated record. The transcript has a single exon.
AUGUACGAGGUGGGCAAGACGUUUCGUUACGGAUCUAGCCCUUGGGAGCAUGUUACCAUAUACACAUAUCUGCUGGAUGAGUUCCCUAAGGACGAAGCACCUACUGAUAUAAAUUUUAAAUUUCUUAGGGUGUCUUCUUCAUCAGACAAAGGCAUCGUUUUACAGCUUUUGCAAGGUAACAAGCUGUUUCUGAUCGCUGUAGGUGAUAAUAUCGUGCCAGCUACCCUUUCUGAUGCCCUUUUCAAGAAUUCAGACGGGAGAUUUAUUCCAAUUUAUGUUGCUGAAAAAGAUUGCGGUGCGCUUCGGGACAAGUUAAAAAAGAUAGGUAUAGGCCCCAUAGAUAUCCAUUCAGUGUACAAUCGAUUCUAUGAGCUUUACGGCUCCGAGCUGUCAGCCGGGUCAGACCGACCCGCCGAGUGCAUCUACGAAGAUAUCUCCACAGUCUUUGCCGGCCGGUACGUGGAACUUGUGACUGAAUUCCCUGACGCGCCGACCGUGUCGGACACGUGCGAUGUUACGUGGAGUGACAUCUGCAAACGCGCUCCUGUCUACUGCUAUCACUGCUUCGCUAUGAAAGAUAUCAAGGCCCAGCAGUCAAAGCCCAAGUCUAACGCCAAGUCCAGACAAACAGGCGAGCACGGAGCAGCUAGCGGGUCUCCUGCGGGGAAUACUCUAUCUGAGAAGAGCAGUGUCAAGAAGAAGAAGACUCCUCAGGCUUCCCCAGGCAAAGGAUCCGUCACCGUGGAAUUUGCUACUCCGUCGGAUGGCAGGAGAGGUAACAAGAAGAACAGGAAGUCAGAAAGCGACGAAAGUGGCCAGAAGGAUGGCGGCUCAUCGCGCAGGAGGAAAGGCAGCAGCCCAUCGCUGCCGAUUUCCAAGAGGUUCGAGUCUGACGAGGAGGCCAGGGAAUUUGCAAAGACCCUCAGUUGGGAGAGGUGCAUGGUGAUAGAGAAGAACAGCAGCCUCGAUCUUGCAGAGCUGCACCUGAUGUGCACAAACAACGGUAGCUACUUGAGCUACGUCUCCGACAACUACAUCUUCUACGGCUUUCCCAGGUCACAAGAGGUGAACGUAGAUACCUACAGGCGCUCCAUGUCCGACACAAACAUGUUUCUUGUCUAG